GUGCUGCCUAACGGAGAGCUGAUGGAGCCAGAUGAGAAAGGCAGGAGGCGAGCCCCUCCGGUUGCGCGUCAGCAUCCCCUCAAAUAGGAAUCCGCUGCUGUCACUUCUGCUCUACAUAUACAGAGACGGACGGCUGUAACCGUGAAACAACAAUUAACGGCGAAUUUCCUGUAGCGUGCAGCUGCUGUUUCUUGUGAUGUCAAGGAGGAAGAGUAAGGUGAGGCUGUGAGGAGGCUAGAGCUUUGCGAAGAAUGAUAGUGGGGAUCAAGGCGCGCUGUCCCAGGAGAACUCAUCUGAAGAGCUGGCCCUGAGAGACCGGGAUGCUCCUCUAACGCACCGGGGGGCGAGUUUUCCUGUGCAGAGUUUGAGCUCGAGUAGAAGUGAGUGAGUAAGUGAGAGGGAGUGGGUGUCAUGGAUUACAGGGAAGAUGUCGACUCCAACUACAAAAACUUGCUGCUCUUGGGAGCCAUCGCAGCAGCAUCCGCCUUUGUGGUCACCAUCCUUAUUGUCCUUGUCUGCGUUGGCUGCCAAAGAAAAAGCAAGAGCAAGCACCCCCCAGCCGGAGAGAAAGGGACAUCUGUAAAUAUGCAGGGUUCCCUCCGACACCCAAAACUGAACUCCAUGAGCAAAUCUGACACCAGGCUGCAUGAGAUCAAUCGCUUUCCCUGCAAUGGAAACUCUGUUAGUAAGAGCCGUCCGGCCAGUAUGGACCUCCUGCUCCUCCACAGUCGGCGCUCCCAGACAGACCUGAGGCCCUCCCAUGGGCGCCAGCUUCCCCAGAUCCCCACCAGUCCCCAGGGAUCUGGCCAGGGAGGAGGAGGGGAAACAGGAGGAGAUGGGGGAGGAGGAGGAGGAGGAGGAGGAGGAGGAGGAGGGGAGGCUAGAGACCACACCUACACUGAGGUGGGCAUACGGAACAACCCCACCCCAACCCACUGCCUAGAUGAUGGACUGUAUGAAAGUGUAGGUGUCCGGGAAGGUGACACGAGCCCGAAGGUACAGUCGGCUCCACCAACCACAUCAGCCAACACUCCGGCUACAGUCAGAACUGCCCAAAGCCCCCCAGCUCAGGCCAACGGAGCUCGCAGUGGGAACGGGAACGGUGGCAGAGGGAAUGGCAGAGGGAAUGGCAGAGGGAAUGGCACCAUUAACGGGCCGAUAACAGCUAGAGGUAAUGGUACGAGUGGGGUCAACAGGUCGCCUCUGUCUUCGGUCAACUCCCUGGCCAUCCAAGAUCCAACUGGAGCUGAGUACGCUUCCAUACGGAAGUUCAGAAAGGUUGACAAGACAAACAGGAAGGAGAAUAACGGAGGCGACAGCCAGUCAGACAGCCAAUCGAGUGUGAGUGAUUCACCCUCUGCGGCUCCUCCUCCACUACAUCGCAGUCAGGAGUUUCUGCGCAAACCACUGGAGCCGUUUCACCUGCACUCCUUCCCAAAGGUAAAAGGAAUCAUUGGAUCAAUAUUGUCUGCAUCAACCUAACCAGCUGCCUUGCCAAACUGUAAGUCUGUCUGUUUCCCACCAGAGGGCACCCUCCACAAACAAACAGCUCUAUAUAUUUAGACACGAGGAUUGAUAUUAGUUUAGUCACUUGAUGUCUUUUUAUUAUAUUAUAAAAUAAUAUAAUAUUUUAAUCACAUUAUAGAGUUGCAUGUGCUAGCUGGGAUGUAUAUAUAAACAGACAAGGCCACAGU
Molecule: messenger RNA, 1694 nt
Organism: Micropterus salmoides (largemouth bass)
Lineage: Eukaryota; Metazoa; Chordata; Actinopteri; Centrarchiformes; Centrarchidae
Product: putative lysozyme-like protein
Exons: 7
Coding region: 412-1482 (356 amino acids)
Biological process (GO): negative regulation of T cell activation; B cell receptor signaling pathway; T cell receptor signaling pathway
Cellular component (GO): plasma membrane; membrane raft
Source: RefSeq, a predicted model, not a curated record